AGAGCUUUUGGUUUGCUGAGGUUUGUCAGGUUUUCCAGCUCGGGGCUCAGCCAGCUGGCAGGAAGCAGGACAGAGGUCACUUGAAUUCAGACCACAUGUCCCUGUUAAAUACAUUAGCUUUUAAAUCAAUCUUUGUUCAAAGUCCAGUGAGUUGCAAGCCUAGUGCUCACCUGCAGAGACAGAAUUCCUGAGCGAACUAACAGAGCGGCUCCUCUUCCAUCUCCAGAAAUGACCUCCACCUUCAACCCCCGAGAAUGUAAACUGUCCAAGCAAGAAGGGCAAAACUAUGGCUUCUUCCUGCGAAUUGAGAAGGACACCGAGGGCCACCUGGUCCGGGUGAUUGAGAAGGGUAGCCCAGCAGAGAAGGCUGGCCUUCAGGAUGGAGACAGAGUUCUUAGGAUCAAUGGUGUCUUUGUGGACAAAGAAGAACAUAUGCAGGUUGUGGAUCUGGUCAGAAAGAGUGGGAAUUCAGUGACUUUACUAGUUCUGGAUGAGGAUUCCUAUGAGAAAGCAGUGAAAACACGGGUGGACUUGAAAGAGUUGGGUCAAAGUCAGAAGGAGCAAGGUUUGAGUGAUAAUACACUUUCCCCUGUGAUGAAUGGAGGUGUGCAAACUUGGACCCAGCCCCGGCUCUGCUAUCUCGUGAAGGAGGGAGGCAGCUAUGGCUUCUCUCUGAAAACUGUCCAAGGUAAAAAGGGGGUGUACAUGACUGAUAUUACACCUCAAGGUGUGGCUAUGAAAGCUGGAGUUCUGGCUGAUGAUCACUUGAUUGAAGUGAAUGGAGAGAAUGUAGAGGAUGCCAGCCAUGAGGAAGUGGUUGAAAAGGUGAAGAAGUCAGGAAGCCGUGUCAUGUUCCUGCUGGUGGACAAAGAAACUGACAAGCGUCACGUUGAGCAGAAGAUACAAUUCAAAAGAGAAACAGCCAGUUUGAAACUGUUACCCCACCAGCCCCGAAUUGUGGAGAUGCAGAAAGGAAGCAAUGGCUAUGGUUUCUAUCUGAGGGCAGGCUCAGAACAGAAAGGUCAAAUCAUCAAGGACGUAGAUUCUGGAAGUCCAGCGGAGGAGGCUGGCUUGAAGAACAAUGACCUGGUAGUUGCUGUCAACGGCGAGUCUGUGGAAACCCUGGAUCAUGACAGUGUGGUAGAAAUGAUUAGAAAGGGUGGAGAUCAGACUUCACUGUUGGUGGUAGACAAAGAGACGGACAACAUGUACAGACUGGCUCAUUUUUCUCCAUUUCUCUACUAUCAAAGUCAAGAACUGCCCAAUGGCUCUGUCAAGGAGGCUCCAGCUCCUACUCCCACUUCUCUGGAAGUCUCAAGUCCACCAGAUACUACAGAGGAAGUAGAUCAUAAGCCUAAACUCUGCAGGCUGGCUAAAGGUGAAAAUGGCUAUGGCUUUCACUUAAAUGCGAUUCGGGGUCUGCCAGGCUCAUUCAUCAAAGAGGUACAGAAGGGCGGCCCUGCUGACUUGGCUGGGCUAGAGGAUGAAGAUGUCAUCAUUGAAGUGAAUGGGGUGAAUGUGCUAGAUGAACCCUAUGAGAAGGUGGUGGAUAGAAUCCAGAGCAGUGGGAAGAAUGUCACACUUCUAGUCUGUGGAAAGACUGCCUAUGAUUAUUUCCAAGCUAAGAAAAUCCCUAUUGUUUCCUCCCUGGCUGAUCCACUUGACACUCCUCCAGAUUCUAAAGAAGGAAUAGUGGUGGAGUCAAAGCGUGACUCGCACAUGGCAAAAGAACGGGCCCACAGUACAGCCUCACAUUCUUCUUCCAAUUCUGAAGAUACAGAGAUGUGAUGAAAACAAGUAAUAGCUUUGGCUGUUUAUUUGAUAGCUGUUUCUGGGUAUUUAAUAGGAAUCCUUUCUCAAGGAAUGAGUUGUGACCUGUUUACUGUCUCUUUAGAAGAAAAACUCCACUGGAAACCAUUCACCAUGUGUGAUUGUCUUCUGUUAUCAUUUGUCUUACAGGCGGCUAUUGCAGACGGCUAAUUUUAUGCUUAACUUAGGAAGAGAUAAGGCAAGAGCUAGAUUUUUUUCAUGUGAUCUCUUCCAAGCUUCAACUUAACUACAUUUCUCUGUAUGAUGAUGUCUCUUACUUCUACAGGUUCCUUGAGCACCAAAGAUGAUUCAUAACUCUGUAUAGGUGACAGCUGCUUAUUAAAGCAUCUUAGCAGAUAAGCCUAUUAAAAUUGUGCUUUUGUAACAAUGUUGUGGUUGCUAGAAUAAAUACCAUUAACAAAUACCUUUUGAGUAUGCUUGAUAGUGCUUUUGUUUUGGAUUCACUUUUUAUGCUUUAACCUUCAUUUGCCUCUAGAAACCCAAAACACAAUAAAGUACAGAAUAAGACCUUAGUAAUAAAAU
Messenger RNA from Nomascus leucogenys (northern white-cheeked gibbon), 2352 nucleotides. It is a transcript of the gene PDZK1, whose product is annotated as PDZ domain containing 1. The record is from RefSeq and is a predicted model, not a curated record. Lineage: Eukaryota; Metazoa; Chordata; Mammalia; Primates; Hylobatidae. Gene Ontology annotation, biological process: protein localization to plasma membrane. Gene Ontology annotation, molecular function: signaling receptor binding; protein-membrane adaptor activity. Gene Ontology annotation, cellular component: apical plasma membrane.